This is a messenger RNA of Oncorhynchus gorbuscha (pink salmon), 2387 nucleotides long. RefSeq names its product proprotein convertase subtilisin/kexin type 6-like. The record is from RefSeq and is a predicted model, not a curated record. Gene Ontology annotation, biological process: peptide hormone processing. Gene Ontology annotation, molecular function: serine-type endopeptidase activity. The transcript is spliced from 11 exons. NCBI's taxonomy places the organism in Eukaryota, Metazoa, Chordata, Actinopteri, Salmoniformes, Salmonidae. The coding region runs from base 1 to 1428 and encodes 475 amino acids. Gene Ontology annotation, cellular component: cell surface; membrane.
AUGGAGAAUGCGUCACAGGGCAUUGACCUUGUUUCCCUUCCUGCCAGGUACAUCCGUGCAGACCAGAGCCUGAACAGCACCAUCACAAGCACAGGGUGUACAGAGCAGGCGGAGCAGCAUGUGAGCUACGUAGAACAUGUGGUGGUCAAGGUACUGGUUGUCCAUCCACGACGAGGAGAUCUGGAGGUCAGCCUCAUAUCACCCUCAGGAACACGCUCACAGCUACUGGCCAAGAGGUUGUUUGAUAACUCUAAUGAAGGUUUUAGGAACUGGGAGUUCAUGACUGUUCACUGCUGGGGGGAGAGGGCAGAGGGCCAGUGGAUCCUGGAGAUCAUAGACUCUCCCUCAUCUCUACGCAACCCAGAGGUGCUGGGUAAACUGAAAGAGUGGACGCUGGUCCUUUAUGGCACCUCGGGGCACCCGUACCAGUCCCACGGGACCCAGCACUCUCGCUCCAGGAUGCUUGAGAUCCCAACCCCCAGCCGGGACCCCAACGGGCCCGAACCACCCCCGGAGGUCCUCAAGCACCAGGAGGAGGAAGAGGAGGAGUACAGCGGGCCGUGCCACAGUGAGUGUGGGGACCAGGGCUGUGACGGGCCAGAUCCUGACCACUGUCUGAACUGUAUCCACUACAGCCUGGGCAGCCUCAAGACAGGCAGGACGUGUGUGAGCCACUGUCCGCUGGGCUUCUACGAUAACUUGGAGGCCAGGAGGUGUCGACGCUGUCACAAGGGCUGUGAGAGGUGUGUGGAACGCACCCCCACCGAGUGUCGCUCCUGUCGCAGGGGACUCUACUUCAACCCCCUCAACACUACCUGCUCUGAGACCUGCCCUGCUGGGUACUUCGCUGACGACAUUCAGAGGAAAUGUCUGAGGUGUCAUGAGAACUGUAUGAAGUGUCUGCGGGACUCAGACAGGUGUACUGCCUGUAACGACGGCUACAGUCUGGCGGGGAUGACCUGUGUACCAGAGUGUGCCAACGGAACCUUCUUUCAUCUGGAGGAGAUGAAGUGUAGUCCCUGUCACACCUCCUGCUCUACCUGCACAGGUCAGUGUCCCUGUCACACCUCCUGCUCUACCUGCACAGGUCCAGGUAAGGAGGAGUGUAUCCAGUGUGCCAGACAUCACCUGCAACAAGAGUGGAGGUGUGUUCAGACCUGCGCCCCAGGAUACUACUCAACAGAGGAUGCUGGCUACCACCAGGGGAUGUGUCACAAGUGUGAGGAGAAUUGCCUGAGUUGCGACGGCCCCGGGACGACCUGCGUCAAGUGCAAAGACAGCUACAACCUCGUCAGCAGGAUGUGCAUCGUGAACGCCACCUGUAACAAUGCCGACGAGGUGUUUUGUGAGAUGGUAAAAUCCAACCGGCUGUGUGAGAAGAAGCUGUUCCGCCAGUUCUGCUGCAGAACCUGUCUGAUGACCGGUUGAGAAUCCUAGUAGAGAACCUGAAGAGUGGAACCUGGAGAGGAACCCUGCGUGGAACCCACCACUUCCUCAUCCACUGUACAUUUCCAAACUAGCUAAUGUUUGUGUCUGAAUGAAAAGAAAGAGUGAAUAGGUCUUCACCAGGGUUGGGGUCAAUUCCAUUUUCCUCAAUGCAUUCCUGAAUCCACUGAAUUGAAAUGGAAUUGACCCCAACCCGGAACAAACACUAUUCCUCCUAUCAAUUUUACCCCGCAAAGGGUAGACUUGAUUUUCAUACGAUACAUACAGUAUUUUAAAGUUGUCUUUUUUAUUUAAAAAACAACAUACAUGUAACAUGUAUAUUUUGUAUUCUAAUGCUGCAUUGUUGUAAAGUACAGUACUUUUUACAAUGACACGUUAGUGAAUAACUCUCUGAUUGAACAACUGUGCUUUGGAAGUGAAGCUGGUUGAUAAACCAACAGCAUCACUCAAAAUGGGGAUGGUAUUUAUAAGGCACCAAGUGGAAUAAGACAAACUGAAACAUGAAGGGACUACUUGAACGUUUCUGUUUUCUGUUGUGCCCUACCGAAUACGACCCUGAUCAACUUUUUCAUACUUAAUAUACAAAGUUCCUCACAAAAAAAUUGUUUAUACUGUAUAAGGCUUUUAGUUUUUUUUUAUAAAGAAAUAUGUAAAACAAUGAAUUACUGUAAUUGUAUUUACAUUUUAGCAGACACUAUUAUUCAGAAUGACUUACAGUAGUGAGUGCAUACAUUUUCAUGUACUGGUCCCCGUGGGAAUCACACCCACAACCCUGGCGUUGCAAGCGAAAUGCUCUACCAACUGAGUUACACGGGACUAUUACUGAAUACUGUACAAUUCCUGUAUACUGUACCAUUUACAAUGCUGUUGUACAUUUUAGAAUGUGUAUUUGAUGUUUUUAUCGUUUGUUUUUAUGAAUGAAAUAAAAUACGUACAUUGUG